This is a messenger RNA of Scomber scombrus (Atlantic mackerel), 1668 nucleotides long. RefSeq names its product transmembrane protein 199 (gene vma12). The transcript has 6 exons. Gene Ontology annotation, biological process: vacuolar proton-transporting V-type ATPase complex assembly. Gene Ontology annotation, cellular component: endomembrane system. Bases 376 to 975 code for a protein of 199 amino acids. The record is from RefSeq and is a predicted model, not a curated record. Lineage: Eukaryota; Metazoa; Chordata; Actinopteri; Scombriformes; Scombridae.
AUACAAACUUGUUUCCAAUCAUUGAAUAAACAUUAACAUGUUACACCAAUUAUUAAUAUUAUUAGAUAAUUUUCAAAAUGCGUGAUUUAAAAUGUAUUACAUGUAUUACACAGUGGUCAUGUGAUCGACUACGUCACCGUGUCACAAGGCCAGCAACAUGGACGCUUACUCUGGCUUUAGUAUUUACACCUCGCUGUUGUCAGCUGUUAAACGAUGAAUGUCAGCGCAGACCGACUGAAAGCAGGUUUAAAAUAUAUUUCUGGCUACUUUUUGACAACAGUCUGAAGCUGUCUGCUGUUACUUCACUGAAAACAAACCAAACAGGGUUUUAUUUUAAUCACAGUCACAGCAGUGACAGUCAGCUGCAUUUAAAACAUGGCUUCUGCAUUUGUAGUGGGAGAUAAAUUCAGAAACAGGGUGGCAGAGCUGCUGGAAAAGACUGACUCAUCUCUGCCUAAAGGACUGAAAGAAGAACUGGAGGUUAUUCUUGAAAAACCAGAGGCGACAACCCUACCCUUCAGUACAGCCAGAAAACUGAAGAAACACCUGCAGGAUGAAGGUAAUCCUUUCUACCUGCAUGAGUUGCUGGAGGACAGCUCACUGCAUCUACCUGAGGUCGUCAAGCCUCCCAGAAACCCUCAGCUGGUCGCACGUUUGGAGAAAAUCAAAGCCAAACUAGCCAACGAGGAAUACAAUCGGAUCACACGUAAUGUAAACACUCAGGAAAUCAACCGUAACGGAACACUGGCAGAUUUUGGACACCAAGUGAGAUCAGUCAAAGCCGUCGUGUUGACCGUGUUCAACUUCCUGGUGACAAUCGUCGCCGCUUUUUUCUGCUCCUACAUGGGCAGUCAGUACCUGUUCACUGAGAUCACAGCGCGAGUAAUAUCAGCUGUGAUCGCUGCAUCUGUAGUCGGACUUGCUGAGCUGUAUGUCCUGGUCCGGACCAUGGAGGGAGAACUGGGGGAACCAUAGCAACCAGCCAUACACAUCCAACGAGGGGAGCACGAUAAUGUUUGGAAGUAAAACCAACCACCAAUAAGAACUCCAAUAAGAACUUCGCUCCCAUCAAUGGAAGACCACAGAGCUUUGUGAUGGUCACGUAUCUAACUUUGUUUGCUUGUGGACUUUUUUAUUGUUAUUUAAAAGGAAAAUCAGUCGAGUUUCUGAGUAAGAUUGGAGUUACUGAUAAUUUACAAAUUUUAUCACCGGUAGCCUGAAAUGGGACCUGAAACAUUACAAGAAAGCAGAUUGAAAAUUCUCACCUGUAAAUAUCUGUUCUUUGUCAAAUACUAGAGCUUUAUCUUUAAUGACAUUCCACCUGCACAGACUUUUUUUUAAUCAAAUCAAAAUAUGACUGAUUUCUUAUUUAUUCACAGUUUUUAUGUUUUCCAUAUUUUCCCUAAAAGUUCAGCCUCUAGUUUUUCUGCCUCCUCUUUCUCAUUGGCUCUGCCCUGUAAAAAUGAAUGUUGGACAUUUCUUAUGAUUCCCUCUGUUCUGUUGAUGUAAUUAUGUUUGUGUGUUCAAUAAAAUCUUCAGAAGUCAUCAAAAUCGCAAGUGUAGAGUUAUAAAAUCAUUGCGUAUAUACUGUUGUUUAUACAAUGUCCAUUCCAGCAUGACUAAAAACCUACAUCAACAUUAGCGGUUUUGUGUAGUUUCUACUUUAGA